This is a messenger RNA of Haplochromis burtoni (Burton's mouthbrooder), 1876 nucleotides long. RefSeq lists its product as uncharacterized. The record is from RefSeq and is a predicted model, not a curated record. Bases 564 to 1472 code for a protein of 302 amino acids. The transcript has 6 exons. NCBI's taxonomy places the organism in Eukaryota, Metazoa, Chordata, Actinopteri, Cichliformes, Cichlidae.
CGCCGUUAGUAACGCCGUUACUUGUAACGCUGUUAUUCCCAUCACUGAAUAUGAUGUACCUAGAUUCUAAAAUUAAUAAAUAAACAAAUAUUUCCUGUUGUUAUGGAGCUUACAGCAUUUAGUUAAAGUGGUGCAAACAUUUAAAAAGCAUGAAGAGUAACGUGAACGGAACAUUACAGUCUAUAUUCAAAAAGAGUAAAGAAAUUCAAAUUUUUUGCAUGGUCUUGAAGAAAAUAACACAAAAACAUAUUUGCCUUUAAAAUUUAAAUAAUUAGAAAUGUAAAAAUAAUGCACUUUUUUUGUAUUUACAUUUUUGCAUAUACAUAAAUAUACUACAUAUAUAUCAGUACGUUUUUUAAAGAUGAACAGUAAUGUGUCUGUGCAGGUUCUCAGGUCUAAGGAGUUUGGAAAGAAAAGCAACUGGACUUUUUAAAGUUUCUUGUAGACUUUCACCUCUUACCUGAGAAGUUCUUCAGCUGAAACAUCUUUAAGAAGUCCAGUCACCUUUCUUUAAAUUCUAAAUUUCUUUAGAUAACAGUAAUGCAAAAAAACCAAAUGACUAAAUGAUACUUAAACUGUUGAUCUGGUCUUAUUCUGUUACAGCAACAGUCCAGCUGCACUUUGUUUUCUCUUCCUAUGUGUGCCCAAAUGCAGGAGAUUUAGAAAUUGGCAAUUUAACUUGGAAACUUGAAUGUUGUAUGAGCAACAGAAAACAAUUCACACUGAAAAUUGUGGCUCAAAAAUUGGACUCGUUGGACUCGAUGUACUCGAUGUACAGCUCAGGAACAUGUCCUGGCACCAAUUACAGAGAGCGAAAGUGUUUGAAUUCCUCUCUAGCGGUAGAAAAUGGAAUUAUAAAGGUCUCUGUAAACGAUACAGUUUGUAAGGAAAACUACACUCAGCCUGAAUGCCACCCAAAUGUCACUUUCAACAAAACAGCUGUUAAUCUUACACAACAGAAUGGAAAUAUCUGCUUUAACAUGACAUCAAAGAAUGGCAUGAAAGUAAAGAUUAAAUUUCAAUGUGCUGAGUACCCUGCUGCUAACAUCAGUCUACACAACAAAAGUAAAAGUUGGAUUGAUGCCUUGGAGGACUGCCAGAGGGAUCAUUUCUCCCUGGUUGAAAUCUGCGAAAAGAAAGUAAGGGAUGAUGUGAAAAGACUGCAAAAUAAAACAGACUCAAAGACGGGGGUGUGGAUUGGACUGCAAAGGUCCAUUUUUGGCUACAGACCUGAGUGGAAGUGGAUUUCAGGGUAUAAUGUUGUAAAAUCACAGUUGAAUAGAACUUCGUCCACCAACUCUGACUUUGACAACCACUGUGGAAAAGUCAUCUUUGAUAAUAAGACAGAAGAAAUCAAGUGGUCCAAUGCCGACUGCCAUGAAAAAUUACCAUACAUUUGUCAAAGAAUGAAUGAAAAGCCCUGUACUGAUGAAUAUACAGAGAAGUCAGAGCUUUUCAUUGACAUUGACUGAACUGAUAGCACCAAAGAAAACGAUUCGCAGCGUCUCAAUCAUCAUCACAUCAAGGUGAGAUUCCUGGAGAAGCAGAUGGAUGACCCAGCAAACCCAAUGUGUAUUGUUAGAUUAUAAUAUUAUUUUAUGCCAUGUUAUACCCCUAAUUAAAGAUUGUGAAUUAUUAUGUAGUUUUAGUUUGCAUUAUUCUACUGAAUUAGAAGAAGCUGAUAACUAUUGCAUUAGUUAAACUGAUUUGCAUUACAUCAGACUGCUGAUUUAUUGUGGAUGAAUGAUAUUGUUUUAUGAUGUUAUAAGAAAUACUGUUUGCAGAGAGUCAUCGCCUUAUUUGUCUGAUUAGAAGAGAACAGAGCAUGCUGGAGUUUUCUGCCCCAUCUCAGCAGGAGCAGAUAAAACGGGGAGCC